Molecule: messenger RNA, 243 nt
Organism: Pisolithus orientalis
Lineage: Eukaryota; Fungi; Basidiomycota; Agaricomycetes; Boletales; Pisolithaceae
Exons: 1
Source: RefSeq, a predicted model, not a curated record
UGGCCAUCUGUCUAUACCAACAUCAAUGUCAUUGUCAACCAGGAAACUCCUCUCCAUGAAGAUGCUGGCUCUGCCCCCACCCUUUUGGAUUUGUUGGUCAGCUUGGGCUCCCAUGAUGCUAAUUUCUUGGUGCCAGACUUGGGGGCAAAGUUUUUGUAUUUACCAGGCACCAUGAUUUUCUUGGCUGGCAAAAUUCUCUCACAUUCAGUUCCAAAGUGGGGAAGGGGUGAAAGGAUUGCCAUU